This is a messenger RNA of Plasmopara halstedii, 3465 nucleotides long. RefSeq names its product Tetratricopeptide-like helical. Gene Ontology annotation, molecular function: protein binding. NCBI's taxonomy places the organism in Eukaryota, Oomycota, Peronosporomycetes, Peronosporales, Peronosporaceae. The transcript is spliced from 5 exons. Gene Ontology annotation, biological process: positive regulation of DNA-templated transcription. The coding region runs from base 1 to 3465 and encodes 1154 amino acids. The record is from RefSeq and is a predicted model, not a curated record.
AUGCAAGGCGUCGAUGACCAACCUGCGGUGGCAUCUUUCCCACUGCCUGCGUCUCCCGCGCGCAACUCGACGGGCUACAACAACAUUUCAAUAGAUUCCGAACACUCGGAUGCAAAUUAUUGCGUUCCAGAAGACGCACUCGACUUUCCGUUAGUGCAAUGGGAGAAUAGCAGUACUCCUACCAGUCAUUCUGACAUAUCAUGCACUUCAUCCUCCCUCGUUCCUUUUCAAAAACUCCAGCUUGAUACAAAUCUAAAUGACACGACACUUCCGUACCCACGCUCUCGAACAAGCUCAAUGGGCUCACUUGGCUCGUCUUGCAAUGGAUCCGAAAGCCCUGGACGUCGAAAGCCUCCGACGCCCACGCAGCAAUUAGCCUCAGGCUUUUUAGGAAUGGAGACCGAAUCGACGUCACAAUUGUCACAAGAAUUUAUGAAUGCAUUGAGACUUCAAGAUUUCACACACGAGAAAGAACCACAAUUGUCAGUUCGACUUCGAGGUAGUCGAGUGGAAUUGGCUUCAGCUUCUGAAAAGCAUCAUGUGGAUUUUUUAGGACCUGCUGAAAAUAUCAAGAGAUUGUUUAAAUUACCAUACUCGCAAUCAAGAGUAUCACUGGCUGUACAUCGCGUUGGAAGCACAUUGGUCGUUGAUGGAGAAUUAAAUGAGAGUGACUUACCCAUAGGAUUUGAACAUCUUCAACAAGAUACAGUGCAAUUAGCUCAGCAAACAGAAGAGAUGACACAGACAUUACUGUAUGAAAAGUUUAUCUAUGAAAGCACAGUAACUCCAUUACCACCAAACGAAAUAAAGAAAGAUCAAGGAAGUGAUACGCAAAAGUUUGGAUCAUCAAGCUCACAGAAUGCAAGUUCACCUUCAUUCAUCCCCACUGAAACAAACUGGUUCACAUCAGCUCAACACACUCCGUCGUUUAAUAACGACUCACAAACAUUCCAGCGAAUUUUGAGAUGGAAGUUUAACGAUUUGAAAAUGAUUCUUGGCAGUCAAGUUCUUUUAUUUAGUAACCAAGAGCAUCCAGCAGUUUCGUUGAAACUUCACGAUAUGGACAAUGAGCUUUCUUUAUGUACUCUGCUCGACUACUACUUGGACAAUGUCAUUGCAAAUAUUCCAGAGCUUGCAAUUUGCAUGCAUUCAAAGGGACUUGUUCGAGGUUACAAGCUUGUGGAAACGGGAAAGAUUCCGUAUAUGUCUGGUACUGGUCGACCUUUAUUCGAUGUCCAAGAUGUGAGCUUAAAUGCAUCAAUGCUGCUUAAAUUUCUACAAGAAAAUUGCUCAAGACCAAAUGGUACGUACUGGCUUCAUCGGAAGGAAGGAGAAAGCUCUUUGCGUCUGUAUGAUGUGGAUAUGUUAUCCCAGGGAAGCCAGCUCAAGUGGAAAUACAUGAUGGCAAUGUUAUGUUAUCGAUUUGCAGCUCGAGCUUCGAGACUCAUUAAUUCAUUAGCGGCAGGAACACCGCAAUUACAGCAACAACUUCAUCAGCGACAGCGAGAAUUGUUACGAACAUGUAUGAGUUUGCUGGGUGAAAUAGCCGAAAAGGGUGGAACGGCACAUAGCUCAAUAUGUUCCUCAGUAAGUGAACAACUUGCAGAUACUUAUCUUCGUGAGUGCAGUCAAUUUCAUCCAUUGACUGCGACAGACUCGGUCGCUGCAGACUGGGAGGCAGCAAUUAAUUCACUCAAAAUGGCUAAAGAGUAUCUCCACGCAAGUAUCAAAUUGUUGGAAGAGUGUAUAUCACAAGAUAGUAUCUCCAUCUUAACGCACAGUGAGAGUUGUUUAUAUGAUGACACUGUGGUUGAUGGAGAUAGCGAGCUUGCGGAAGACGACGGAGAAGGUGAAGUAGGAGAUUUCAUGCAUGAAGAAUUAGACCGCCUUCGGCUAAAAUUUAGCUCUGCUUGUCUUGAGUUGGGGCAGCUUCAUGUUGGCAGUCGAAAGUGGUUGGAAGCAGUGGAUAAUAUCGUAGAGGCAAGUCAAUUUAUAACUUUAAGCUCAAUUCCAGAAGGCAUUCAGCCACUUGACUUGGCUUCGCCAGACCAGGAGGGUAUGGUGAAUUCUUUGCUUGACAAACUGGAUUUCGAUGGAGUGAGGCGUGGAGGGUCAUCUCGAAACACAGUGCCGUUUUGCAAAUCAAGUAGUGAGUUGCGAGGCUCGUUACUAAAUUUAAUCGGUGACAUGGCUGCUCAAAGACCUGUGGAUGUUUAUCAAGAGCUAAAUGUUCUUCAUGAGAUUAUUUCUGGUGUUAAACGAAAUCGUUUUUUCGAUUUGUGUAAUUCCACGCAGGACUUUUUGAAACUCGUUGAAAACGAAGAGAUGUCUUCUGACAGCAAAACAGUUUCGGAAAAAGAAGAAGCUCUUAUGGUGUUGUCGUUUUUCUCAUACCUACGUGCGUUGUCACCACCAGUAGACUCGGAGCUGUAUUUUUCGAUGAUGAAAAAGCUUGGUAAUGCAAGUAAUGAGCUCGGGAAAUAUCAUUUAGCGAUGAAACAAAACUACAUGGAAGCAUUUAGAUGGUUUGAACGUGGCUGCAAGAUCUUCAGCAACAUUGAAGAUGGAGUCAAUGUGGCAUUACUUCGAGCUAAUCUUGCGCAUCUUCACAAAAUUUUUGCCCAAGAUAAACCGACUCAUUUGCGAGAAGAUCAUUAUUGUACGGCCAUUCAGCUAUGCACUGAUGCUUUGCAGCUUUUAAAGCAAAGCAAAGCGGAUGGAAAUCUCUGCAAAAAUGUUAAAGGUGAACUUGCAUUGACCUAUUUGGUGUGGGCAGUACAUCUGGCAAAUUGUACGUUUACUGGAAUGAGCAAUGGACUCACAUCAACACCAAAGCGUGAAAACGAAACGCUUACACUCUUCAAUCAAGCACUUUCAUUGUAUUCUGAGCUUGGCGAUCAAAAGCAAAUCGCAUCGACUCACUACCAGAUUGCCUCCUUUUAUAGCCGCAUCAUCACAUCCACGUUGCGCGAUGAGAGUGAAAGUCCAAGUUGUGAGAAAUCGGAUGGUCCGUCGUCAUCGAUGGCGAAUCGCAUGGAAAUUGCUAGACGGCAUUACGAAAAGGCUCUGAGUUACUUCGGGUCCGUGGAGGUAGGGAAAAUAUUUGUACUAAUUCAUCAAGAGUUGGCGGAUUUGUAUCUCCUUGGUGGACGCGUCGAAGGUAUCGAGCACGCUUUAUUGAUCUUGCUAAGCACGUACGAAGCAUUUAAUCGUACUCAAUUUCGAAAUUUGACAAGUGAGAAGGAGGAAAUGGCUUCAUUGGCUUGUGAUAUUGUGGAAAAAGUUAAGUGUGUAUUGCAUCAAUUGAUUCGAUUGAGUACAAGUGGACGUACCAACGGUGAAACAAAGAGCAAAAAGCUCGAGAUGUUCAAAAAGAUGUACAAGGAGGUGAUUUAUUACGAUGGAAUUAGUGCAGAAAGUAUUCUUCCAAUUCUAGAUACCUUGCGUGGGUUGUAUACGGUGUGA